AUGGAAGUGGAGAAUCAGACACGGGUCACCAAGUUCAUUCUAGUAGGGUUCCCUGGGAACUUGAGCAUGCGUGCAGCAGUGUUCCUAAUGUUCCUUAUGGCUUAUAUCCUGACAAUGACUGAAAAUGUGAUCAUCAUCCUGUUGGUGCAGCAGAACAGGCCACUGCACAAGCCCAUGUACUUCUUCCUGGCCAACCUAUCCUUCUUGGAGACCUGGUACAUCUCUGUGACUGUGCCUAAGCUGUUGUUUAGUUUUUGGUCCAUGAGCAACAGCAUCUCAUUCACUCACUGUAUGAUCCAACUCUAUUUCUUCAUAGCACUCAUGUGCACAGAAUGUGUGCUCCUGGCUGCCAUGGCCUAUGACCGUUAUGUGGCUAUCUGCCGCCCACUCCACUACCCCACUAUCAUGAGUCAUGGGCUCUGCUUCCGCCUGGCUCUGGGUUCCUGGACCAUUGGCUUCGGCAUCUCCUUGGCAAAAAUCUACUUCAUUUCCCGCCUCAGUUUCUGUGGCCCUAAUGUCAUCAAUCACUUCUUCUGUGACAUCUCUCCAGUACUUAACCUUUCCUGCACAGAUAUGUCCAUGGCUGAGUUGGUAGACUUUGUCUUGGCACUGAUCAUCUUUCUCUUCCCACUCUCUAUCACUGUCCUGUCCUAUGGGUGUAUUCUGGCCACUGUUUUACGAAUGCCCACAGGAAAACAGAAAGCCUUUUCUACUUGUGCCUCCCACCUUGUGGUGGUCACUAUCUUCUAUUCAGCCACAAUUUUCAUGUAUGCCCGACCCCGAGCCAUCCAUGCUUUCAACAUGAACAAAAUUAUUUCCAUCUUUUAUGCCAUUGUCACUCCUGCUCUCAACCCUUUCAUUUAUUGCCUAAGGAAUCGAGAGGUCAAGGAAGCUCUGAAGAAACUGGCCCAUUGCCAGACCAUCAGAUCUGACUAG
Molecule: messenger RNA, 936 nt
Organism: Lepus europaeus (European hare)
Lineage: Eukaryota; Metazoa; Chordata; Mammalia; Lagomorpha; Leporidae
Product: olfactory receptor 6B1
Exons: 1
Coding region: 1-936 (311 amino acids)
Biological process (GO): G protein-coupled receptor signaling pathway
Cellular component (GO): membrane
Molecular function (GO): G protein-coupled receptor activity; olfactory receptor activity
Source: RefSeq, a predicted model, not a curated record